Messenger RNA from Symbiodinium pilosum, 399 nucleotides. Lineage: Eukaryota; Dinophyceae; Suessiales; Symbiodiniaceae. The record is from the annotation of a GenBank genome assembly.
AUGCCUAAGAACAAGCUUGGCGGUAACAAAGCAAAGCGCGCAAAGGCGAGCACCGAGAACAACAAGAAGGAGCUGGAGUUCAAAGAGGACGGGCAGGAAUACGGGCAAAUUACCCGUAUGUUGGGAAAUGGCCGCUGCGAUGUGCAAUGUGUUGACGGCGUGAAGCGGCUGUGCCACAUCCGCGGUAAGAUGAGGAAGAAGGUGUGGUGCAACCAGGGCGAUAUUGUCUUGGUUUCCCUUCGCGACUUCCAGGAUGAGAAGGGCGACAUCAUCACCAAGUAUACAGCCGAGGAAGCUCGAAGCUUGAAGAACUAUGGCGAGCUUCCGGAGAAUGUGAAGAUCAACGAGACAGACCUGGGCGAUGGUGACGACAGCGAGGACGGAGUCGAGUUCGAUGAG